This is a messenger RNA of Bemisia tabaci, 2967 nucleotides long. It is a transcript of the gene BBS8, whose product is annotated as tetratricopeptide repeat protein 8. NCBI's taxonomy places the organism in Eukaryota, Metazoa, Arthropoda, Insecta, Hemiptera, Aleyrodidae. The record is from RefSeq and is a predicted model, not a curated record. Gene Ontology annotation, cellular component: non-motile cilium; BBSome; ciliary basal body. Gene Ontology annotation, biological process: non-motile cilium assembly. Gene Ontology annotation, molecular function: protein binding.
AUGUAUAUGGAUACUUAAGAGUCAAGAAACCCUCGAUCUCCAUCAACCGUUCAAUCCUAGGGCAGAAAAUAGCAUUUCUAAAAAAAAAAAAAUCGAAAAUACUUCAUUUCUUUUUCGUAUUUCCAAGGAGCAUUAAUAAUUAAAUUGCCAUCUGUCCAAAAUUUGAUCAAACCAUUUCUUGUGCAAUAUUACAGACCAGUAUUUUUUAUGGCAAACUGAAACAGACUCAGUUUUUGAAUACUUCUACAGUACCCAAUAUCGUUAUACAACGCCCUACACAUUUAUUACAAAAUGGGCUGCCUCUUUUUGUCACAAAUAGGAAGAGGCUUUUAUGCUACACCUAAUGUAUGUAGAGUUGGUUUGGAAGUGCCUCAAGGGAUAAAGAGGGUAAAAAAAUUGAAAAAUUUGCCCAAUGUAAAUUAUUAUCAACAGCUGCUUCUAAUUUGUUUUCUUUUUUUUUAAAGGAAAAAAGUUCCCUAAAGUGCUAGGCCUUCCAACACUCUGUGCAAUUCGCACAGUAAAACCAUUUCCACUUUAAUGAGAACCACCAUUGCCUACUUGCACUUAUCUAACUAGUGUAAAUCGUCGGUAACCAUAGCAACCUUUUGUUUACACAUUAUGCAGUCCAAAACAUCCCAGUGUUUCAACAGCUGUCACAAUGGAAAAAAACUUGAUUUACAGAUUUUUGACAUUCCUCAGAGAGUUUGCUGUAUCAUUUAUAAGCUGUAACAUACCGUUCAUGAAGUUUUAGUUUUUAGCAAACCUUUCAUGACCACAUUUGGACUUUAUUUCGUGCAUAUUGAGUUUGAUCGUCUCCAUAUUCUUGAAAACCUGGAUAUAUUUUUGGAAAUGAAAUUGGAAAGGUUGAAAGUUCUUUUUUUUCUUUUCUUGUUUUAAUGAACAAGAAGAAGGAGGAAGAGGAGUAAAUUCUGUUCAUGCCAGUCCAGCACGAAUUUUCUGUAAAUUUUAAUUCAACUUGGGUAAUCCAUUGUAUGGAAGAAAAAGAACUUGCUACUGUGUACCUCUUCAUUAAUAACUUUGGUACGGUGUUUUCUUUCAAGUUUCAAAAACAUUAGUGUGUGAAUUGAUACAUAAUGCAAACAUGGAUGUAUUUUACUCUGCGUUGAGUGAGUUUAGAAGAAGAAAAUUCGAGGAUUGCAUCAACCACUGCACUCAAAUCCUGGAAAAAAGCCCGUAUGAUCAGGCAGCAUGGACUUUAAAAAUGAAGGCUUUAACAGCUCAAGUGAUGGUCGAUGAUAUCGAAGUGGAGGAAGAAGGUAUCGCUGACUCAGUUUUAAACGAAACCAUGGCUACAACUGCUCGCCCUGGAACAUCGUUCAAGAACCCCACCGUUCUGCAAUCUUUAGCUCUCGGUGCUCAGAGACCAAAAACAAAUACAGGACGGCCUGUGAGUGGAGUUGUUCGACCAGGAACCAUCGGGAGCCGCGGCACCCUGGAACAAGCCCUGCGGACUCCAAGAUCUGCCAGUUCAGCUCGACCAGCCACGGCCCAGUCUGGACGAGCAAUUAGACUUGGAACUGCCUCAAUGUUAACCCAAAGUGAGGGACCUUUCAUUCAACUCUCACGACUAAACCUAGCCAAAUAUGCUUCAACCAAAGCUGUAUCAAAACCAUUAUUUCAGUACAUUUUCUAUCAUGAAAAUGAUAUUUUGCGGGCUAUGGAUCUUGUGGUUGAGGCCAUGAAAGUAUGCGAUCAGAAAGAUUGGUGGUGGAGAUUACAACAUGGUAAAUGUUACUACAUCUUUGGUAUGAUGCGAGACGCAGAGACAGAACUCAGGGCUGCCUUGAAGCUGCUACCAACCCUUGAAGUUUUCCUGUGGUUGACAAGAAUUUACAUCCGCCUGGAUCAGCCUGUCACUGCGUUGGACCUUUGCCGCACUGCUCUACAAAUCUUCAAGGAUGAAGUUACGCUUUUGACAGAUAUUGCAAGAAUAUUUGAGGGAAUAAACAAUAUCCCACUAUCUGUCAAGUAUUAUCGAGAAAUAUUACACCAAGAUGCCAUGAACGUAGAGGCAGUAGCCUGCAUUGCUGUGCAUUAUUUUUACUCUGACCAACCAGAAUUGGCUCUUCGAUUUUACCGGCGUCUACUUCAAAUGGGAGUCUAUAAUGCAGAACUCUUCAACAACCUAGGUCUCUGCUGCUUCUAUGCCCAGCAGUAUGACAUGGUCGUGUCGUGUUUCGAGCGAGCACUCAGCCUAGCUGAAAAUGAAAAUGCUGCUGAUGUUUGGUACAACAUCAGUCAUAUCGCAAUCGGUGUCUGUGAUUUAGCCCUUGCAGAGCAAUGCAUACGAUUAGCUUUGUCCAUUGACUCCAGUCAUGCAGCUGCUUGCAAUAAUCUUGCUGUGCUUGAAUACCUCAAUGAAAAUACCUCAGUAUCUUUCUCACUUCUGCAGGCUGCUUCUUCAGUUGCCCCAUCCUUGUUUGAGCUCCACUUUAAUCGUGCCUUACUCACGGAGAUGGUGGGCGACUAUCAUACAAGUUACACUGUUGUACAGAAAUCUAUAGAAGUUCAUCCAGGCCAUACAGACUCUCACAGACUGCUAAAAAAUUUGAAAACUUUCUUCUCCUACCUAUGAAUUUACUCACACCGCAAGGUGUCUUCGGAACCUACGAAUAACUUACAAAAACUAUUCAAACUUGGCUAUAUUUGGAAUACCAAACUUAACCACUAAAUAGGGUAAGAACUCUUAUACUCUGUCUAAUGGAUCCUUGAUCAAGGGGGCAGCCAACAAAAAUUGUGAGGCUGAACUCUUAAGAAUGUUUCUUAUUUCUCUGGUUUGUAUCAAGCCUGUUUUUUAAAUUAUCCUCUUAUCUAUUUCAUUAUUUUAAUUACCUCUGUGAUAACUGUACUCUAUCUUUUCUAUGUUUUGUAAAGCGUUUCCCAGGAACCAAAGCAAUACUUAAAGCCUAAAAAUUGGAAGUUUUUAAUAAACGCUGUAAAAAAAAA